GGGGCGAGAAGCCUGCCUGAGUUCAACGCGUGGGAGACGUGACAGCAGAAAAGCAGUCUUAUCCUGGAAAGGUCGAUCUAGGCCGCCCAGUCUGAAGUGGGGUGGGGUGCGGAUGCACCUUCGGAUGCUACGAUCCGCCAGCCCUUCCAGGCCGAGGUCUCUCGCACCUCGUGGGAAUUUGGGGUCUGGGGAAUUGGGUUGGGAGAGAAGCGGAGCCUCCUUGGCAGAGGACGUAGGGGAAAGGGAUCCCUUAAAAGAGAUGCCGGGGCUGCCGGUCCCUUUAAGAGGCCGGGCUGGCUCUGCGGCGGCUUCAGCUAACCGCGUGCCUGGUGCAGCUCUGCGGUCCGUGUCCCCCGGCAAAGAAUCCAAGCUGGGCGGGGCGGCAGGACCCGGCACAGGAGAGGGCGUGGUCCAGCGGGACCUGGGCGGAGCCAGAACUGCACGCCCCGGAUCGUCCUAACAGAGAAAGCAGAGGCGCCCGGUAGUGGGCGGAGCCACGAGGCCGUGGGAAGGGCCUGCAGCUGCAGGUCUUGGGGGCGGGGCCUCAGGUUCAGGAUGCGUCGCAGAGGGUGGUGGGCGGGGCAACAGCGGGGGCGGGGCCUGUGUCUGCAGUGGGCGGGGCCCGCCGCAGAGGGGCAGUGCCAGCCAAGAGUCCUCUACGAGCGGCUGCCGCGGCGCCUCCACAGCGUCUCUGACAGCCCCGGCGCCGGUACCCGCAACCCUCGCUACCUCGCGCAGCCGCCGAGGCCUCCAUCGCAGCCCGAGUCCCAUUUUUUGCCUCGGCGCCCACAUCCGGGGCCGGUCCGCCUCUCAGUCGCUGCGGAGGCCGCAUCUGGCGCGCAUCUGGAACCGCCUGGCCGGCCACGCUGGAACCCGCGCCCAACCUGGCCCGGCCGCGCCGGGAGCCCUGCCCGGAGCUGGAGCCUUCCCUAGAGCCGCGGGCCCGGGGCCCUGAGCUGCGCAGCCGGCGCAUGGUGAACUCGCUGCUGUUCGGAGAGAUGGCCUUGGCCUUCGGCUGCCCUCCGGGUGGCGGCGGUGGGGGCUGCCCAGGCGGGGGCGGCGGUGGGGUCGGGCCAGGGCCAUCGCCGGUGACCGCGGCGCUGCGGGACGACCUGGGCUCCAACAUCCACCUCCUGAAGGGGCUCAACGUGCGCUUCCGCUGCUUCCUGGCCAAGGUGCACGAGCUGGAGCGGCGCAACCGACUCCUGGAAAAGCAGUUGGAGCAGCAGCAGAGCGAGCGCGAGCGGCGGCUGCGCUACAAGACCUUCUCCCGUGAGCAGGCCGUGCAGACCGGGCCUGAGCUGUUGCGGCCACUCGCGCCGGGCAGCGGACACGGCAUCGGCAGCGGCGCGGCGGCCGGCGCCAACGCCAACGCCGUGGCCCUGGGCGGCCUGCCCCCCGGCGGCGGCUCGCACCCGCAGCACUACGGCCGCUUGCCCGGGACCAUCUGGAGCUACACGCAGGUGCGGCGCACCGGCGGCGGCGGCGUGGAGACCGUGCAGGGCCCCGGCGUGUCAUGGGUGCACCCCGAUGGCGUGGGCGUGCAGAUCGACACCAUCACGCCAGAGAUUCGCGCGCUCUACAACGUGCUAGCCAAGGUGAAGCGCGAGCGCGACGAGUACAAGCGGAGAUGGGAGGAGGAGCUUGCCAAGCGCAUGAACCUGCAGACCGUGGUGGACACGCUACAGGAGGCGGCACAGGAGGCUGAAGCCAUCCAGGAGGAGAUGAAUGAGAAGAUCGAGCGGCUCAAGGCCGAGCUGGUGGUGUUUAAGGGGCUCAUGAGUGAUCCCAUGACAGACCUGGACACAAAGAUCCAAGAAAAGGCCAUGAAGGUGGACAUGGACAUCUGCCGCCGAAUCGAUAUCACGGCCAAGCUGUGCGAUGUCGCACAGCAGCGGAACUCGGAAGACGUGUCCAAGAUCUUCCAGGUGGUUCCCAAAAAGAAAGAGCGUAAGGUGGCUUCGGACGAUGACAUCUCUGAGCAGGACGGGGAGGUGAACCGGUUCUCAGAUGACGAGGUCGGUUCCAUGAACAUCACCGACGAGAUGAAACGCAUGUUUAACCAGCUACGGGAGACUUUUGACUUUGAUGAUGAUUGUGACAGCCUGACGUGGGAGGAGAAUGAAGACACGCUGCUGCUCUGGGAGGACUUCACCAACUGCAAUCCAUCCAUUGACCUUCAGGGCGAGCAAGAGGAAAACUUGGGCAACCUGAUCCAUGAGACAGAAUCCUUCUUCAAGACAAGAGACAAAGAGUACCAGGAAACGAUAGGCCAGAUCGAGCUGGAGCUGGCCACAGCCAAGAGUGACAUGAACCGACAUUUGCAUGAGUACAUGGAGAUGUGCAGCAUGAAGCGUGGCCUGGACGUACAGAUGGAGACCUGCCGCCGGCUCAUCAAAGGCUCUGCAGACAGGAAUUCACCGUCCCCCAGCUCUGUGGCCAGCAGUGACUCAGGAAGUACAGAUGAGACCCAGGAUGAGUUUGAACGGGAGGCAGAUGUGGAACCCAUGGUCAGCUGAUGACUGAGGCCCCCAUGCCUGGUGGUCUUGGUGGUGGGGCCUCUGCACCCCUCUCCCCCUGGGGCCAGGAAGGCUCCUCGGAGUGGAGCUCCAGCCUCACUACACCAACUUCCUCUGCCCUCCCUUCUCUGGAGGCUCCAAGGGACCGCUGCUUCCUUCCACCCACCACCGACCAGUGCCCCUUCUCCAUCCACCCACCCAAGGAAUGGUGCUCUCAAUUUCUAUUGUUCUCCACAUUACAAAUGCAGACUUCUGUCCGGAUGAUGCAGUGUUAACUGUGCCUUUUCCCUUAAGCUGAGCCACUUUGAGCUCCAAAGAAUUAUUCCUAGCAGGUGUUUUUAUACAAAACUCUUAAGGUGAGGGUGGGGCCCUGGGCAUGGUUUAAUGUGGUUUUUUUCUACCCUCCCACCUGCUCCUCUGAUUGGCCAUAAGUUAUGCCCUCCCCUCCUCUGCCAGCCAAUGAUGACCGAGUCUGGCUUAGGGUGGUCCCCCUUCGCCCGGGAUGGCCUGUUUGCUUCUGCAACCUUCCCAGACCUGGGUGAGGACCUCCCAGGCGUUUUUUUGCUUACCUAAAAAGAAAAGGUGGAAGCGGGGAGGGAAGACAAAUUUGUAUUUUUUUGGAUCCAGUGGCAAAGCAGAGGGACAAGGCACUGUGAGGGAAGGCGGAGCCUCACUGUGUUUAAACUACUAUGCAAAAAACAAAACAAACAAA
Messenger RNA from Rhinolophus ferrumequinum (greater horseshoe bat), 3231 nucleotides. RefSeq names its product intermediate filament family orphan 2 (gene IFFO2). Lineage: Eukaryota; Metazoa; Chordata; Mammalia; Chiroptera; Rhinolophidae. The coding region runs from base 972 to 2519 and encodes 515 amino acids. The transcript has 9 exons. The record is from RefSeq and is a predicted model, not a curated record.